This is a messenger RNA of Syngnathoides biaculeatus (alligator pipefish), 945 nucleotides long. Its product is annotated as 52 kDa repressor of the inhibitor of the protein kinase-like. Bases 104 to 688 code for a protein of 194 amino acids. The record is from RefSeq and is a predicted model, not a curated record. Lineage: Eukaryota; Metazoa; Chordata; Actinopteri; Syngnathiformes; Syngnathidae. Gene Ontology annotation, molecular function: sequence-specific DNA binding. The transcript has 3 exons.
GAACGUGACGUCACGCUUGUUCAUCCGGGUACUUGACCGCCAUUGUUGCAGACAAGCAGUCAGCUGUCCAUUGUGAUCGUUGUUCCGACUCGAGUAAAUCAUCAUGCCAGAUUUUUGUUGCGUCAACGGAUGUGGAAAUCGCGGAAACAGAGACAUUGGGAAGCGAUUUUUCCGUGUUCCAAAGAUUAGAUUGCAUGAAGGGGAAGGUACAAUGGAGUUAUCGAAAAAACGGCAACAAAAGUGGCUUGCAAAUAUACAACGUGCAGAUCUGAACGAAGCUCGAGUACACAAGGCAAAUGGUUAUUUGAAAGUCUGUUCUGAUCAUUUUGUAAGCGGGGAACCAAGUAAACUGUACGAUAAGGAUUCUGUAGAUUGGGCUCCAACAGUAAAAUUGGGGCAUAACAAUGUGAAUUGUCCGAGAGAGGCUGACCUACAACGCACCGAACGAAUGAAUCAGCGGGUUGAAAAAAGGAAAUAUUCAGAAGCUGCCGAAAUUCUAUUGAAACUGAAUAAAAGGCCUGACAUCUUAAGGACCUCAGAUGAAUCGUGUGAAACAUCAAAUCACCAUGCUGUGGAUAACAAUUCAAACCAUGUCAGUUGCCAGACAAAUAUUACAAUGGAUAAUAUUGAUGAAAUGGAGAGAGAACUUGGAUUACUAAAAAGAAUAUUCAAGAAGAACAAAUGCUGAGCUCUAGGACCUUUGUGCAAAGAUACUGGAUUCAGAAUUGAGUCAUGAACUGUUUCAGUCUGAUGAAGAGAAGAGAAGACAAGACAAGAUUCUACACAGGUGUACCUAGCUUUGCUAUACUGAUGGCUGUGUUUGAACUCUGUGUACCAUUCAUUAAUUCAACACACAGGAAUGCCAUUUUCACGAGUUACAUUACCUAGGUGCGCGGAUGUGACGUGUACUGUGCCGCAACAAAGGCUCAAUCACAUGGGACACCA